Molecule: messenger RNA, 2157 nt
Organism: Octopus sinensis (East Asian common octopus)
Lineage: Eukaryota; Metazoa; Mollusca; Cephalopoda; Octopoda; Octopodidae
Product: zinc finger protein 239-like
Exons: 3
Coding region: 821-1633 (270 amino acids)
Biological process (GO): regulation of transcription by RNA polymerase II
Cellular component (GO): PcG protein complex; transcription regulator complex
Molecular function (GO): DNA-binding transcription factor activity, RNA polymerase II-specific; RNA polymerase II cis-regulatory region sequence-specific DNA binding
Source: RefSeq, a predicted model, not a curated record
CCAGCUCGCCGCCUAAAGAGAACAAAUACCACUAAGCAUUUUGUUUGGUGUAUUAUCUAUUCUGCCAACAUGCUGCCUUAAUUUUAACGAAAGAUAACGUGAGGUUAUCCUGUACUGAAAAGAUGUCAUUUUGUUCGUUAGUUAUUUCCCCCCCUACUUUUCAGGAGGAAUUCGAAUUACCAAAGCACCGCCGCCAAGCCACUGGCGCCUUCGACUUUAAUUAGCGCCUAACUGUUAAUCUGUUAUAAAACCAUAUUAUCAUAUAAUACUUCUUUGUGUAAUCCCGUAUUUACAGGCCAUAUUCUGUCCAGAUAUAAAUAACUAAACAUCGUCAUCCACCAGUCUUCCCACUGGCUUUCCAUAUCUCGACAUAGAGUGAUUUCCCUUCUAAGCCACAGCACCUGAUCGAUAACCUAAUCGAUAACCUCAAUCUAUUGACCUAUAAACUCAAUUGAUGGUGAAUACCCAACAAAGAAUUAUAUUAUGUUGUAUUACUUGGACAUUCUAAUGUAACCUGUAGUAGAAGACUAUCAUUUCUAUGAGAACAUCUGCUGCCAGUUAUUUAUGGACUCUCUAUAUUCUCUAUAUUCUCUAGCCUACAUCCAUUGACAUUUAUUAAUCUAAAUAUAAAAGUCUUUUUGUUUACAUCAGUGUGAGAAGAUUCAACUAGUCUCUGUGGUAAGUAGAAAAUAUAUCUACAUUACAUAUUUCCUGCACAGCUAAGCAAAGGCUUAAGAUAUUGAAGGCAAGGAACUGAACCACAGCUGAGUAUAUACACACAAACAUUUCUCUGCUUUUAAGAAUUUCAUCAACACUUAAUAUGGAGGGUGUCGAUCCCUUGAACACUUCAAAUAUAACUGUUUUUGCCUGUAAAGAUACAGCUUCGCAAACGUGCAGUGAUGAGGAAAGCUUGUGUGAUGAAAUGUUUACUACUAAACGAAUAUCGUUACACAGGAACACUUGCAAAUAUCGUUGUGGGAUCUGUAGGAAAAUAUUCUCCUCAAAACAAGAAGUCUUUGCACACAGAAAAAUACACAAUAAGGAAAAGUCUUGCUACUGUGAGAUAUGUGGAAAAUCUUUUGGGAACAGAUCGGAUCUUGUUGCCCACAAAAAUAGUCACAAUGAAGAGAAACCCUUCCACUGUGGAAUCUGCGGGAAAGCUUUUUUCUCGAACAGUAAAUUAACACGACAUAAGAUAGUACACAGCGGAGAAAAACCGUUCCAUUGUCAAAUCUGCGGAAAAUCUUUCACGCAAAAUUCAAAUCUUAUCAUUCAUAAACGAAUACAUACAGGGGAAAAUCCAUUUCACUGUGAAACAUGUGGAAAGGCUUUCAUUAAUAAUUCAAGCCUUACGAUCCAUGUUCGUAGCCACACGGGAGAGAAACCAUAUUACUGUGAAACAUGUGGUAAAUCCUUCGUGGAUAACAGCAAUUUGACAAGACACAAACGAAUCCAUACUGGGGAAAAGUUUUUCCACUGUCAAACGUGCGGAAAAUCUUUCAUUGAAAACUCUAAGCUUACGAUCCACAUACGCAGCCACACUAAAGAAAAACCGUAUCAGUGUGAAAUCUGUGGAAGAUCAUUCUCUGUUAACUCCAGUCUUGUUGUCCACAAACGGGUUCACACUGGAUAAGACUAUCUUGUAAAAUAUGUGGAAAGUUUUUCAUCAUCAUCAUCAUCAUCAUCAUCAUCGUUGGUUAAUGUCUGUUUUCAAUAAUGACAUUGGUUGGAGUGUUUGACAGAAGCUGGCUAGGCUCCAAUUGUCUGUUUUGGCAUGGUUUUUACUGAUAGAUGCCCUUCCUUAUGCCAACCACUUUACAGAGUGUGCUGGUUGCUUCUUAUGUGUUACCUGCAUGACUGUAUUGUAAGUGUCACUGGCACAAAUGCAUUUUACGCAGCACCAGCACAAGUGCAUCCUACAUGGCACUGGCAUGAGUAUUUUAUGGCACACCGGCACCUGCUAGUAGCAAGUCAGAAACUGACCAAGACGCCUGAAUCCUGCACGAGUAGAUGUCCAUUAUAUGAAGAAAUUACAGCAAAUGGAAUUUGUUGGAAACACGCUCUUAAUAUCACUAUAUAGGCGCAGGAGUGGCUGUGUGGUAAGUAGCUUGCUAACCAACCACAUGGUUCCGGGUUCAGUCCCACUGUGUGGCAUCU